AAGAGUCCUUUUGUUUGUCUCUCCGGACACGGAGAUCUCUCUUCUUCCACAUCCUUUCUCUCUCGGCGCGCGCUCAUCCUCAUUGACCUCGAUUCAAUAGGUCCUCCGAAUUCGAUUCGUUUAGAUUUUUUAAAGUAUUAAUUUGGAGGGAAGCUGCUAGGAUGGGUGUGAAGCAGGCCCUAAAGAGCAUCGAUGCUUUUCCCAGAGCAGAGGAUCACUUGUUGCAGAAGACGCAGUCUGUUGCAGUAUCGAUCGUUGGACUCAUUAUAAUGGCUACUUUGUUCUUGCACGAGCUGAGUUACUAUCUUAACACGCUUACAGUGCAUCAGAUGUCAGUAGACUUAAAGCGUGGAGAAACUCUUCCCAUUCAUGUAAAUAUGACGUUUCCGUCUUUGCCUUGUGAUGUAUUGAGUAUGGACGCUAUCGACAUGUCAGGGAAGCAUGAAGUGGAUCUCGAUACGAACAUUUGGAAGCUCCGUCUCAACAGUCAUGGUCAUAUCAUUGGCACAGAAUAUAUAUCUGAUCUUGUUGAAAAAGAGCAUGAUCACUCGACUCACAAGCAUGAAGAACACAAGAAUGAAACCGAAGCAUUAAAUGUUCUUGGAUUUGAUCAAGCUGCUGAGACGAUGAUUAAAAAGGUGAAACAAGCAUUGGCAGAUGGAGAAGGAUGUCGGGUUUAUGGUGUCCUAGAUGUACAGCGGGUUGCUGGAAACUUCCAUGUUUCAGUUCAUGGAUUGAAUAUCUAUGUUGCCCAGAUGAUAUUUGGCAGCUCCAAAAACGUAAACGUGAGCCAUAUGAUUCAUGAUCUAUCCUUUGGGCCGAAAUACCCCGGAAUUCACAACCCACUUGAUGACACAAACCGAAUUCUGCGUGACACCAGUGGAACUUUCAAAUACUAUAUUAAGGUCGUUCCCACAGAAUACAGAUAUCUUUCAAAAGACGUGUUGUCAACAAAUCAGUACUCUGUAACGGAAUAUUACACGCCGAUGAACGAAUUCGACCGAACAUGGCCAGCCGUCUACUUCUUAUAUGAUCUCUCACCUAUCACUGUGACCAUCAAGGAAGAACGACGCAGUUUUCUCCAUUUGAUCACUCGGCUUUGCGCUGUAUUAGGCGGUACUUUUGCUUUGACAGGAAUGCUAGAUCGUUGGAUGUUCCGCUUCAUUGAGUCUUUCACCAAGAAACCGAGUACCAGAAGCAUACACAAGUGAAACAGAGAAAGACACUGAGAAACCUAAGAAGAAAGAAGAAUCUCUCAAGUCCUAAACAUGUAUCAGCCUUCUGAGGAAACCCUCCAGAGAUUACAGAAACUCGAGGAUUGAUACAUUUGCAAGAUCCAACCUCAGAACUGUAGAAUCCAUGGAUAAAUAUAUAGUUUUUUUUGCUUGUCCUCAAGUCUUCUUUCACUCUUAUGUAAUACUCUGAUUUUCUCUGGUUAACUAGUAGAGUAAUUUGUAAUUUUAUUUAACUUUGAUUCCCGAGAUUUUAGCAUUUUUAACUAUUAAUAAAAGAAAUAUCGAAACUCACA
Eutrema salsugineum is the source of this 1528-nucleotide messenger RNA. RefSeq names its product endoplasmic reticulum-Golgi intermediate compartment protein 3. The transcript has 12 exons. Gene Ontology annotation, cellular component: endoplasmic reticulum; COPII-coated ER to Golgi transport vesicle. NCBI's taxonomy places the organism in Eukaryota, Viridiplantae, Streptophyta, Magnoliopsida, Brassicales, Brassicaceae. The coding region runs from base 162 to 1211 and encodes 349 amino acids. The record is from RefSeq and is a predicted model, not a curated record.